Varroa destructor (honeybee mite) is the source of this 6486-nucleotide messenger RNA. RefSeq lists its product as uncharacterized. Gene Ontology annotation, cellular component: nucleoplasm; nucleus. The record is from RefSeq and is a predicted model, not a curated record. Gene Ontology annotation, biological process: regulation of DNA-templated transcription. Gene Ontology annotation, molecular function: histone H3K4 methyltransferase activity; protein binding. NCBI's taxonomy places the organism in Eukaryota, Metazoa, Arthropoda, Arachnida, Mesostigmata, Varroidae.
AAAGUCUUGCGUCGACAUUCUGAAUUCAGAAUGACUUGUAUUUUUUUUAGUUCACAGGUAUAACAGAUACUUUCACUGGGGACUUCGAUUCGAUAAAUAGGGAUGACUCAGAAGCGAGCAAAGUACAAUGUGUAUUUUCCGCUCUAAAAAUAAAAAUGUCUCCGGAUGAUCACCACCGAGGUGAUGGACUACCUGGCGACCGGCCAGUGCUGUCCGGUGUCGUCGGUCUCCUCGUCAUCCGGUGGCGAAUCUAGUUGCUCCGAGGAUUCGUCCAACUCGAACUCAUCCGAUAACGACAACAACAACAACAACAACAACAACAAUAACAACAACAACAAUCGCGCAUCGGAUAAGGACAAUGACUCUUCGAGGCAUAGCAGUCACAGUCGAAGGAGCCUACCAAAGAGCCUACGUAGCGUUCGCGCUCAAAGGGAAACCCACGUCGCUGGCAAGAACGGCCAGCGCCGGUUGGAUCACCGUGGGUCAGAAAGCGUCAGCGAGGCCGGAGGCGGUCACGAUGCGACCGGAGGCAGUGCCAAAGGAACAAUGGAACAUUCGGAUCUCGGAUCAUUUGGAAACGCCGAAAUGCGUGUUAAUGCACGUAAAGCAUCAGGCAGUCGAAAAAGCUCAAACGCCGACAGCCGGCGGAGCAGUAGUCGAAGUGAAGACGGAAGCGGGUCCAGUAGUGGAUCGAGUAGUGGCAGCCGAAGCCGGAGCCGAGGUAGCAGUUGUAACAGUGAAGAACGAAGAAGCAGCUGUUCGCGCAGCAGCUGCUCCGGAGGAUCACGACGAUCGCGAACUUCGCAUACGUCACAAACGUCGUUUCACCAACAAUUUCAAUCGUCUGCUGUCAUCCAACGGGAUGGUAAUGUCAAGAUUAAGAUACGUAAAGCUAGCCAUCAACAACAAAAUCUACAGCAGAAGCAUAGUCAGACCCAACAGCAACAUCACCAUCACCGGCAACAUCAGUCACAGACCUAUCAGCAGCAAGGACAACAGCGAAGUCAACAUCGUCAUCCUUCUUCGCAGUCACUACGAAAUACUCCUGAACGAAGUAGUCGCAAACGAAGUCGGCGGAAGAGUUCACCAUCUGCGAGUGAGGCGGUGUCGGGCUCUGGUUCUGAUUCGGACGAGUCCGCCGGCGAUGGCGAGGAAAAUGAGUCUGUCAAGUCCAGUGAGCGAGCCGGUCAACGAAGUCGAAGUGGUUCGAGCAGUUCGCAUACGUCGCAGAGUAGCGGUGGCGAUGACCGGAGUGCUAUCAGUCGAAAUCACACAACAGGCUCGAAAAGGGGAAGGGGGGAGAUUGCCUCGAGCGAUGAAGGCUCAAGAGAUUCUUCAUCCAGAUCGUCAAGAGAACAGAGUCUGUCCAGAUCGAGGUCCGCUUCUCGGUCGUCGGAAGCCUCGGGUAGCAGCCGGAGCAGCUGCUCCUGCUCGGGGAGCUGCAGUGGUAGUCGUUCGUCGAGCGGAGGCAGCCGCCGAAACAGUCGCGCGAGCUGUUCCACUUGCCGGAGUUCGGCGUCGUUGUCGUGCUGCGAGGAGCGUGAAAAACCCGCAGCCCUACAAGAUGACGUCGUUCAGCCGGCUCCCCCAGCUGCUGCGGAUAACGGCAUCGCGUCCUCCAUAGUGGACCCCUUGGCCGAGCCUGUCUCAACAACGACAACAUUUGGACAGCGCCAAAGCCAGCAACAGCAUCAUGCUCAUCGAAAUCAACAGUUUAACCAAGAGCGUCAAUCACAAUCUCCUGCCUUGAGCAGUAUCCUCAGCCAUCAGCAUUCUGUGCAUAGCCACGCCCAUCACACUCAUACACACAGCAGUGCUACUGCAAAUCUUCACAAUAUUUCGAAUGCGAAUAGUAAUAGUAGUAGUGCGAAUGCGGCCUCGAUGAUUGAGCCUCAUCAUCAACAAUCCCACAACACAUCUCAUCAUAUUCAGUCCGCGUUAAGUCCUCACAGUUGCAGUCCGCCAUCGGUGACUGUAACGUCGUUAAAACAGCCCGUCUACCUGGAUUGUCAAGAUAACCACGUUUCUCCUGAUUCGGGUGUACAAUCGUGUACCGAACUGUCACCGCAGCCAUUGUUACCGUUGCAUCUUACUGAACCGCCAAGUAGUUCGCUAUUGCAGGUUCAGACAUGGUUGACGACGGUCGAUCCAGGAGCGCUUCCAUUGAAUGAUCCGUGUCCUGUUUUGCCUCCACCAGUAGCUGAGAGUCAGAAGACCUCCGCAUUGGUUGAGACAGUCGAGAAGGCUCUUGAGUUCUUCGGACCGGGAGGUUUGCUAGAUCUCGGGGAACCGCCGGAACCUGAGUCGGAGCCAGAAUCACAACAGCAGCGGCGGUCGGAACUUCAGCUGCACUCACUUAUUACGGAACACCCGGAACCACAGGCGAAGGUAGAAGUUCGCCAUGUGGACGUGGUGCACAUCAACCACAGGGAAGCUCCGCCCCGCCGAGAUGAGAACGAAGUUCAUUCGAGAUGCAAAUCAGGAACUCCGGACAACGAUUCAGGACCUUUGCCCCUGCGCAUGCCGGAGAUCAUCGAGAUCUCGCCACCCCGACCAGCAACAGCUUCUUGUGUGGCGUCGCCCUCUCCUUCACCUACAACUCCUCGGACACAGCAUGCGGGUUUGAAUACGCCACGCGCGUGGGGAGGACACCUUAUACCCCAUGAGAUGGUGCCUUCUGAAUCGAACACUCCAAAUACACCGUACACGCCUGCAGAUCAUAGCGUGCGGAGUCCUGGUCCAGGAGGAUCGGCUCCACAUUGCCUACUCAGCCCUGAGUCGUACGUUGUUGGCAUGGGCUCUGCGAGAUCGGGACGCAAUAUGAGUCCUACGCAACAUAUCCUUAGCCCAACGCCCCGCUACACACUCAGGUACUCAUAUCAAACACCACUCAGUGAAGCGGCCAGUACUCCUCAGGAACGAGGUGGCUCAAUAGAGAUUUUAUCGGCAAACUGCACACCAGCAGUACGAACGUCUCUGCACUCGCCAGCGCAGUAUGACAACAUCUCAUCGCAGGACGAAGACCUGAGUGAGUCUGAGGAGCAGACACAUAAGCGACAUGACUCGUCCACUCUAGAGGCAUCCGAUAAACGGACUAACGAUCUAGAGUACAGCGGUUGCCGACCUGGUCCGGACCAUAAAGCACGACAAAGGGACGACCGAAUAGCUGUGAUCGAAACGCAAGAAAGGCGGUCGGAUGAUGCUCCUGAAGAAGACGCCGAAGACGAUGAUGAUUUAGAGCGAGAGCAUCCAAGUCGUGCGGCCAGCGAGGUCGACGAAGACCCCGAAGAGGAAGUAGACGAGGAUGAUGUGCGACGAACAGGCGAUGAUGAUAUGGACGACAUGGAUAUCCGGCCAGAUGAUAUCUUGCGCCCCAAGGGCAAGUUGAUUGUGAAGCGUAAGUUUACUCCGGAACCACCAGCGGAGUCGACAUCGAUGAGCCCGCUAAAUGAUUACGAUCUCGGAAUCGCUGGUCGGGGUGUAUCCGAAAGUCCUAUACUGUCACCUCACAUCAACUCAUGCCCCGACUAUGACGACCAGCAUCAGCGGGCAUCAGUAGAUAUUACCAGUGCGGACUUGUCUGCACUAGAUGGUGAUCGAGAGGAACAGCCGGGGAAGCCUUCUGAAGAGGAUGAUGACGAUCUCAAUGAUCUGCUAGGUUGCGUUCAGCAAUCAAUCAAGGAGCAGGAUUUUAAGGAGGAGCCGUACUCACCUUUGAUGCAGUUGCCAUUACCAGAUCUACACAAAACCGCCGGCGGUAGCAGCAAGGAAAAAACAGGUGUAAGAGAUCAAGGCCAAAAUCGGUUACUAGAAGCGGUCGGUUCCACCGGUAGGACUACGAAUGACAGAACGAGAUGCGUAACGGGGUGCGCUCAGCAGCCAGCCAGCGGACAAUCACUGGACCAGGAUCGACCACCGGCUGCUGCUAAGACUAAAAAGAAGAAAUCACGUCCAACUGAAAGGGACUUCCGGGUUGCGGAAGAACUUUCUCAGUUGGCCGAGACCUUUCUAUGCAUAGCUGCUGAACCCUGGACGAAACGGCCUAGCCAAGUAGCAUCUGCCGACAGUUCAUCUAUCGGUAAAGACAUGGACGUCAAUCCGAUGUUUCGUCGGGAGAAUUUUCUACGACGCGUCAGUGCUCUGCCAGUGAUUCGUAUGUGCACCUGCGGGGCGUCGAGUUCACGUUCCAACCGGAAAAAGCGAGCUAAUCGAACCGGCUUCCCAAGCGUGAGGAAGGGACGACGAGGCUGUUUACUUUGUUGUGCAAGUAAAAGGACCCCCACACCCCCAGUGACCACAAUAGCUGCAGUUAUGCCUGCUACUGCUACAAAUACUACUGCCGCUCAUACUACAGGGCAGCAGCGGCAGCACCUAGCGCCGCUCUCAUUGCCGUUAGUAGUAGUGCCCGCCGCAGAAACCUUGCCUACCAAAUCCUCGUUGCAAAGGGAAACUCGUGGCGCGGAUACGAAGACGAGGUCGAAAAUGUCAGAGUUAGAGAGGCAGUCCGAACGCCUGGGAAGUGCGGCUGCAAGGCCCGCACGAAGAUCUACCCGAGAAAAAACCGAGGAAUCGAAGAAUCGCAGCACAAAUAAAGAUAGGGAAAAAGAGCAGGAUCCAUCAAUUGAGAUCAUUUCUGUUGCGAAACGGCCGGUGAGUCGAUUACGAAGCAGAGAGGUUUCAUCGUCGACGGAAUCGCCAAAGUCACCCCUUUCACCCAUACAACCCAAGGAAGGAUCACGACCAACGCUGAAAUCAAAAUUAAAAGCAAAAGGAGCUAAAGAGAAGUUGAUCUCGAAUGAGGGCUCGAGGUUACAAGAGCCACUUAACACUACCACGACUACGUUUACUACCCCCACUAAUCGCGAAGAAAAGGAGCAACAGCACACAUUUGGAGAAAUACCCUUGGGCCUGGUUCCUGCGGAACACGCGAUUGCUCUCACGCCAAUUCUGGAGCGAAUUGAGGAGGAGCCGACGUUAGCUUCACCGGCGCCGGCAAUCAAUGCGCCAUCAGUCAAUGAUGAAAAUCUCUCAAAGACACCCGAUGAUCUCGCAUCUGCUUCACUCGCAACGAAGCGCGGCCGUGGGCGACCGCCCAAGACGACAGCACUGAAGAAACUCCUCGAGGAGAGUCGCUACAUACUAGAAAUGGGCGAAAAGAACGGUACGGUGAUUCCACCGAAGGCAGAGAUACCUGUGCUCAAGGAAGGUGGCCGUUCGAGAAGACGUGCCGCUAUCGAAACCAUGGAACGGCUAGCAAAAGCCGCCAAAGGUGAUGAAAAGGUCGAUGACGAACUAGUAAAUGACGGAGAACUGUCCGAUGAAUCGGAGCCGAUCGUUCGGCCUAAGAAGGCAAAGCUUGAGUUUGAGAAAGUAAAGGAAGGUCAAGACAAGAUCGACAGAACGUUACAAAAAGAUAAAGUGUUGGAGAAAUUGGUUAACUUGUCUGUCGUUAUGGACAAAACUUAUGAGACGGAAAAUGAAGCCUUAGAAGGAGACAAAAUUUUAGAAAGCAACACUAGUAAAUCCUUGGAUAAGGACAAAGCCUUGGAAAAGGCUAGAACUCUAGAUAGGGGCAUGAGCCGAGAAAAGGACAGAGCGUUGGUGAAAGAUGAAGUUCGUGAGGAGGACAAAGCGGCGACUGAAAAAAUUAAACCGCUAGAGAGGGAUAGUAAAAUGUUUAAGAAGGACUUGAAAAGCCUUAAUGAGAAUGGCCAGGCUCAACUUAUCAAGGAAGUGCCUAAAGUAUGUGAGGGACACGAUAUCGACACGGAGGUCAAUCGUAUCCUGCAACCCCUGUCUCCAGUAACUGACGCUGAUAGUAAUUCGCUGACACAACCGGCUGCUAGUUUUACGGAAGACACGGUACCGGUUGUGCGGUUAACCGACGUUGUACGAGAUGGCGUCGUUAGUAUUAAGGAAAAAAAGGAGGUGAAACAGCUCGAAGAGAAGAAACCUAUCGACAUGCGGGCGGUAUCACCAGAGAUAGACGAUCUAUUCGUAGAUGAUAGUCGUUUAGUGGAAACAACGGAUGCUCCGAUAAAGGUUGACGUUGUGCUUGCAGAGGAAGAGAUGCUCCCAAAGAAGGCAAGCUCACGAAAAAGAGGCCGCCACAAGAAGCUCAAGACAGAGAGAAGCUCCGACCAAAAGGACAAAAAAAAGGAACGGCGAAAGCGACCAGAGAAACAGAGCAUAAAUAGUAAUCGUGAUGAUCGAAUAGAAGAAAUUAGUUGUAAAUUAGCGCUUCGCCGUGAGGACAUGACUCUUGAGGAGCUUGAGGAAGCCGAAAAGCGUAGCGAAGACAUGACGUUGGAGGAACUAGCUGAACGAAGUGGCGAUAUAGAUGUAUCCCGCUCAGAAAAUUUGCAUCACAGAAGACAUCGCCACCGCGAUCACAGGCGAAAGGAGUCGGGAAGACACCGAAGCCGGAAGGAUAUCGUUGAGCCUACUGAAAAUGGAGCAGACGAGCCUGAGGAAGAAGGUAACUAG